AAAACUAAUGUAAAACGACAGUGUAGCGAGUAAAAAACAUGGCGAUUGGCGAAGCAAGAUAAAUGGGGGAAAUAUAUAAAUCUGAUCAGUGUAUGCAUAAAUUAGUGACAUCGCAAUCUCUCUCUCUCUCAUCUCUCUCGCCGGGAUCUCUCUCUGGUUUGGAUCAGAUCUUUGCUUUGUUGUAUCUUUAGGUGAGUGAGAUAUGGAGAAAUCUUGCUCUCUACUUGUGUAUUUUGAUAAAGGUACACCUGCUAUUGCAAAUGAGAUUAAGGAAGCUUUAGAAGGGAAUGAUGUGGAAGCAAAGGUUGAUGCGAUGAAGAAAGCUAUCAUGUUGUUGCUGAAUGGUGAAACUCUUCCACAGCUUUUUAUCACAAUUGUUAGAUAUGUGUUGCCUUCUGAGGACCAUACUGUUCAGAAGCUAUUACUUCUUUAUCUUGAAAUUAUUGAGAAGAGAGAUGCUAGAGGAAUGGUCUUGCCAGAAAUGAUCUUAAUUUGCCAGAAUUUGAGGAACAAUUUGCAGCACCCAAAUGAAUACAUACGGGGUGUGACUUUAAGGUUUCUUUGCCGGCUAAAUGAGGUGGAGAUCAUUGAGCCAUUGAUUCCUUCUGUUUUGGCAAACUUGGAGCAUCGACACCAAUAUAUUAGGAGGAAUGCAAUACUUGCAGUGAUGGCCAUAUACAAGCUCCCUCAUGGGGAGCAGCUCUUGGUUGAUGCCCCUGAGAUGAUUGAGAAAGUUCUUGCAACUGAACAAGAUCAAUCAGCCAAGAGAAAUGCAUUUCUUAUGCUUUUCACUUGUGCCCAGGAACGUGCUAUUAAUUAUCUUUUAACCCAUGUUGAUAAGGUAUCUGAGUGGGGAGAGCUGCUUCAAAUGGUUGUUUUGGAGUUGAUUAGAAAAGUAUGUAGAACAAAUAAGGCAGAGAAAGGAAGAUAUAUAAAGAUUAUUAUAUCGUUACUAACUGUUCCUUCAUCUGCUGUUGUGUACGAAUGUGCUGGAACACUUGUAUCUCUUUCGUCUGCGCCUACAGCUAUUACCGCUGCAGCAAAUACUUAUUGUCAGCUUUUGUCGUCUCAAAGUGACAACAAUGUCAAACUUAUUGUACUUGAUCGGCUAACUGAGCUGAAAUCGGCACAUAAAGAGAUAAUGGUCAAUCUGAUUAUGGAUGUUCUUAGGGCUGUCUCGAGCCCAAACCUUGAUAUUCGCAGGAAAACACUAGAUAUUGUUCUUGAAUUAAUUACUCCCCGGAACAUCAAUGAGGUAGUUCUUACUCUGAAGAAGGAAGUGAUGAAAACUCAAAGUGGGGAGCUUGAGAAAAAUGGGGAGUACCGCCAAAUGCUCAUUCAAGCUAUUCAUUCUUGCGCAAUAAAGUUUCCAGAAGUGGCAAGUACUGUUGUUCAUCUGUUGAUGGACUUUCUGGGGGACAGCAACGUUGCUUCUGCUAUGGAUGUCGUUGUUUUUGUCCGAGAGAUAAUUGAAAGUAACCCAAAAUUGAGAGUUUCAAUUAUAACGAGAUUAUUGGACACCUUUUACCAGAUCCGAGCAGCCAGAGUUUGUUCAUGUGCUCUUUGGAUUAUUGGAGAGUAUUGCCUUUCUCUUUCAGAAGUUGAGAGUGGCAUCACAACCAUUAAACAGUGCUUAGGAGACUUGCCCUUCUACACUGAUGCAGAGGAAGGGGAGUCUGCUGAUUCUUCAAAGAAACCUCAGCAAGUUGACUCUAUUACUGUCUCGUCUAAAAGGCCAGCUAUUCUGGCUGAUGGUACCUAUGCUACUCAGAGUGCUGCCUCUGAAACGGCUUUUUCACCUCCUACUGUUGUUCAAGGAUCACUGAGUUCUGGAAAUUUGAGAUCCCUUCUUCUGUCUGGAGAUUUUUUCCUCGGGGCAGUUGUGUCCUGCACACUAACUAAACUCAUACUGAGAUAUGAAGAGGUUCAAUCAUCAAAAGUCGAAGUUAAUAAAGCUUCUACUCAAGCAUUAUUGAUCAUAGUCUCCAUAAUUCAACUAGGCCAAUCUUCAUUUCUUUCGCAUCCAAUUGAUAAUGAUUCACAUGACAGGAUUGUCCUUUGCAUAAGGUUGCUGUGCAACACUGGGGAUCAGGUCAGGAAGAUAUGGUUGCAAUCUUGCCGUGAAAGUUUUGUUAAGAUGCUUUCAGAUAAACAGUUGCGUGAAACAGCGGAAAUUAAAGCGAAGGCACAGAUAUCCUUUGCACAGCCAGAUGACCUUAUUGAUUUCUACCAUCUGAAGAGCAGGAAGGGUAUGAGCCAACUAGAGUUAGAGGAUGAGGUUCAAGAUGAUCUGAAACGCGCCACAGGGGAAUUUAUACAGGAUGGAGAUAGCGCAAACAAACUAAACCGUAUUCUUCAAUUGACUGGAUUCAGUGAUCCUGUUUAUGCGGAGGCCUGCGUGACAGUUCAUCACUACGAUAUUGUUCUUGAUGUGACUGUUAUUAAUCGAACUAAGGAGACCCUUCAGAAUUUGUGCUUGGAGUUGGCAACUAUGGGUGAUCUUAAACUUGUAGAUCGUCCUCAGAAUUAUACCUUGGCUCCCGAAUCAAGCAAACAAAUAAAAGCAAACAUUAAGGUUUCCUCAACUGAGACUGGAGUCAUAUUUGGAAACAUAGUUUACGAGACUUCCAAGGUGUUUGAGAGAACUGUUGUUGUCCUAAAUGACAUUCACAUUGACAUCAUGGAUUACAUAUCUCCUGCAGUAUGUGGCGAUGCUGCCUUCAGAACUAUGUGGGCGGAAUUUGAGUGGGAAAACAAGGUUGCUGUCAACACUGUAAUUCAAGAUGAGAAAGAAUUCCUUGAUCACAUUAUUAAGUCGACCAACAUGAAGUGCCUCACAGGACCGUCUGCUUUGGAAGGCGAAUGUGGAUUCCUAGCUGCUAACUUGUAUGCAAAGAGUGUAUUUGGGGAGGAUGCUUUGGUUAAUAUAAGCAUUGAGAAACAGGCGGAUGCUAAGCUGAGUGGAUAUAUUCGGAUAAGAAGCAAGACCCAGGGUAUUGCUCUAAGUUUGGGUGACAAGAUUACUCUGAAGCAGAAGGGCAGUGGAUGAUUAUCAUUGAAGAAUAACGUAGUUUAUCUUUUCAUAAUAUUGAGUUUUGCAUUUGAAGAAACGUUCUAAGAGAAUGAAAUCAAGGAUUAAGGACUCUUUUUGUACAAGUGUUGCCUUUGUUUAUAGUUACAAAUACUCUUUGAAGAAUUUGUUUGUAGUGAACGGAGAAUAAUUGGGUAUUGGAUCUAAAUGUUUUUGUAUGAUCAUGAGUAGAUAUUUCUUUAACAUUUGUAUUAUCGAUUUCUACUGAUUCAGUUUUCUUUCAA
Molecule: messenger RNA, 3315 nt
Organism: Daucus carota subsp. sativus
Lineage: Eukaryota; Viridiplantae; Streptophyta; Magnoliopsida; Apiales; Apiaceae
Product: coatomer subunit beta-1
Exons: 6
Coding region: 203-3049 (948 amino acids)
Biological process (GO): intra-Golgi vesicle-mediated transport; endoplasmic reticulum to Golgi vesicle-mediated transport; intracellular protein transport
Cellular component (GO): COPI vesicle coat; cytoplasm
Molecular function (GO): structural molecule activity
Source: RefSeq, a predicted model, not a curated record